This is a messenger RNA of Lycium ferocissimum, 2316 nucleotides long. RefSeq lists its product as uncharacterized. The transcript is spliced from 7 exons. The coding region runs from base 1 to 2316 and encodes 771 amino acids. NCBI's taxonomy places the organism in Eukaryota, Viridiplantae, Streptophyta, Magnoliopsida, Solanales, Solanaceae. The record is from RefSeq and is a predicted model, not a curated record.
AUGUCAAUAAAUCAGCCCACUGCUAUUGAUCUUUCUCAAGGGAUUUCUUAUGCAAAUAUGUCUCCUCUCAAGACAAGGCAACCUAAUGACACUCUCGGAUAUGAGGAAGAUAAGGAAGAUAGCAGGAAGGAACACUUGAGGAAACCACUAUGGGAAAGUCCACACUCUUGCUGCAAUUAUAUAAGUGGUCCUUGGUGUCUCUCUGGAGAUUUUAAUGUCAUUAUGGAUGCCGAAGAAAAGAAGGUGGAAAUCCUCGAGGCAUGCAAGAGCUGGGAUUUCAUUGAUAGUAUGGAAGAAUGUGGUAUGAUGGAUGCAGGUUUCUCUGGCCCAAGAUUUACUUGGUGUAAUGCUAGAGAUAAAAGGCAUAGAAUCUGGAAAAGACUUGAUAGAGCUCUUAUCAAUCAAGAAUGGAUUGCUAAAUAUUCUAGAAUCAGUGUAGAACACCUAGCUAGCACAGGGUCAGAUCACACGCUAAUGCUAAUAUUAUCGAAAGAAGUUGGCAGGAUGAUAUACAAGGCAACAUCAUGUGUAAAACUGAAGCUCUUGAGUAAAAACCUCAGCAAAUGGUCUAGGGAACAAAUUGGUGAUAUUCAGAAACAUGUUAAGGAAUGGGAGAAUAAAAUGCAACAACUAGAAGAUCAAUACAUUGAUGACAACAGAGAUGAGGCUAGAGAAGAAAUGCAUAAGGCUCAAGCUACUUAUACUAAGUGGCUAAAGUGUGAGGACUCACUUCUCAGACAGAAGGCAAACAUAAAGUGGCUAGAUGAAGAAACGCCAAACACUUUGAGAAGUCACAAGGAAGAUGGGAGUCAUCACAUCCAUCCAAUACAUCAUAUUGAUUGCAUCACUCAAGAGGUUGCAGAAGAUCACAACGAGGCUCUUACAACCAUACCUACAAAAGAAGAAAUUAAAAAGGUUGUCUUUGACUUAAAUUCAAAUAGUGCUCCUGGUCCAGAUGGAUUCAAUGGAGAGAUUAUUCAUGGAAUAAGGAACAAGAAGGAAGGUGAAAAUGUUAUACUUAAACUAGAUAUGUCAAAGGCCUAUGAUAGGGUUAACUGGCAAUUCCUCAUGACUGUUUUAAGAAAGUUUGGUUUUUCUGACAAAUGGGUGGACCUUGUUUGGAGAUCUAUUUCUAAUAUUUGCCCUAAAACAAGUUCAGAGGAGAUUGCCAGGAUUAAAAAUGUUACAGGCUACAAGCAUAAGGAAUUUCCUUUUAUAUAUCUUGGAUGCCCUAUUUAUAUUGGUAGGAAGCUUAUAGCUACUUUCAAUGAUUCUGUCACAAAGGUGGUCAGGAAAAUAUCGGGCUGGCAGGGUAAAUUGCUAUCAGUUGGUGGCAAGGCAAUUUUGAUCAAGCAUGUACUGCAAUAUCAGCCAAUAUAUCUUCUAGCAGUAUUGAAACCUCCCAAUGAGAUUUUUCUCCAAAUAGAAAGAUAUAUGACAAGAUUUUUUUGGGGUUCAACUGAUGAAAAAAUGAAGCGCCACUGGAGUUCAUGGGCUAAGAUGUGUUAUCCAAUUGAAGAAGGCGGUUUGGGCUUUAAAAGACUUAAGGAUAUCAGUGAAGCUCUAGCAAUGAAGAGAUGGUGGAGGUUUAGAACUGAAAACACACUAUGGGCUGAAUUUUUGAAAAUCAAAUAUUCUAGACUUGCACACCCAAUAGACAGGAAGUGGAGAGCAGGUUUAUCCCAUUCGUGGCAAAGUAUUCUGGAAGUAAAGGAUAAAGUAGAGGAGCAAAUGCUUUGGAAAAUUAACUCAGGUUCAUCAAAUUUGUGGUGGGACAACUGGACAGGAUUGGGGGCUUUAGCCCACGUUAUCCUUCACAAUGACAUUGGCAGAAACCACAGGGUGAAUGAAAUCCUAGAAGAUGGCUUGUGGAACAUAGAACAACUACAUCUGCCAGAAUAUCUUGCUGAACUUAUUCUGGCUAUUCCUAUUGGAAACAUGAAUUUACUGGAUAAUCCUAUUUGGAUGCCUUCUCCAAUGGAAAAUUCUCAACUUCCUCUGCAUGGGAAUCAUCGACAAAAUGAAACUAUUCAUCAUAUUUUCCUAGAUGGUGAGCUGGCUAGGACUAUAUGGAAUUUCUUUGGCAUUCCUCUAGGAAUUCCAUGGGAACACAAUACCUUAAGGACUUUGUUGAUGAAAUGGUGGUCUGUCAAAGCAGAAAAUGGUCUGCACAAAGAUCUUCUCAAAGUAAUUCCUGUUGUCAUUUUCUGGGAAAUAUGGAAAUCAAGGUGCUCAAACAGAUAUGGAAAAUCAAAAAUCUCAAAGGUUAGGGUUAUUUACCAGGUAAGCUAUCAUAUCAGAUGGUUAGUCAGGUAA